Molecule: messenger RNA, 1091 nt
Organism: Zea mays
Lineage: Eukaryota; Viridiplantae; Streptophyta; Magnoliopsida; Poales; Poaceae
Exons: 3
Coding region: 244-678 (144 amino acids)
Source: RefSeq, a predicted model, not a curated record
UCACAUCAAGAUCCCAUUCUUUGUAGGCUUGUAACCCAACUUAAUUCUGGACAGGAAUCUGCGAUCAGAGACUCAUCACGUCCUCGCUAGCUAGAAGACAUGCAUAAUAACGUAUAUGCCUUCAGAAAUAUGUGUUCACUUCGUGUCUUCGUUCAUAUAUAUGCACCCAAAAUCAGUUCUUGAGCAGCCUUUAGCCAGCUUCGUAUCAGGUAUCACACACUGUUGUUAGCACCUGCAACUGCAAUGUGGAGCUGGAGCUCCAUGGCGUUUGGCUCUCUCCUCCUCCUCUUCCUCCUGGCUACCAGAGCUUAUGGUCUUGGGAGGCAGGACAUGCAGUUGCACACAGCACACUUGCCCAUGAACACGAAGGUCAAUAGCCAGAAGCAGGAGAUACCAGCUGACUUCAAGUGGCAACUACGACCGCCGGCGGGCACACUGGACAGCCGCCGGAACGGCUUAGGCGGCAGCACCACACCGCCAGAGCAUCGCCGCCUGGCGACGACCACGGGACGUGCCGCUGCCGCGAAGGAGGAAGACGGCGGAGGAGAGGUCAAGAAGACGAUGUGGAGGACUCAUCGUCGUGAGGUGGCGGCGCCCAGGUUUAUCCACCAAGACUACGCCGGGCCCAGCGGUCACUCACCCAACCACCACCGGGCAAUUCCCUGCGGCCCAUGCUAGCAUGCAUCGAGCACAACAGCAGUUUUUCUCCGGUGAACAAAUGCUGCUUGCAUGCUUUGCGUCCGGAGAUGCGAUGUCCUUGUUGUGGGCUUGUGGCUGGAGAGACGACUAGCAGCAGAGGAGUCCCCUAGUAGCACCUAGCUAGAUACAGUGGCGGACCCAGGAUUUGAGGACAGUCUAGGCAAGAUUAAGUUGCUAUCCUUUAUGUCUGUGCUUGCUUGCUUCUCUCCAUUGCCGUAGGAUUAAGCGUAUGGUACUUGCUUGCUUCUCUCCAUUGCCGUAGGCAAAGCAGCCCAGGCCACCGCCUGUGGUGCCUGGGUGGUGAGUCCGCCACUGGCUAGACCCUAGUUCAAGUUGCUGGUAGACAUUGGCAGUUUUGGGCUUAUUUCAAGAUAACUUUUCUCACUCUCAAA